This is a messenger RNA of Dentiscutata heterogama, 691 nucleotides long. NCBI's taxonomy places the organism in Eukaryota, Fungi, Glomeromycota, Glomeromycetes, Diversisporales, Gigasporaceae. The record is from the annotation of a GenBank genome assembly.
AUUGGGUCUUGAUAUAGAAGAUGAAAGACCUUACGAUCCAAUGGAAAUUAAUCUUGCGAUUCUUAAUACUGCAAAAAGGAUUGGAGGGAAUCCUACUAUGAAUAUAGUUAAUACAUCCCGAACUGUUAGAAAAAAGAAACCACCUAUUAGAAAGAGAGUUAUUAAAAAGGUUGUUGGACCCAAGAAUAAACAAGUAAACUUGGUUACCUAUGAAGAAGCAACAGAAGAUCCUAAUAAUGAGGAAGAGGAGGUUUAUGAAGAGAUAGUUUAUGAGGACAAGGAUAAUGAAAAUGUUGAGUAUGUAGAAGUUGAGGAUAGUCCUAAAGAGACGCUUUGCAAUAAUUCUACUAUAGCUAUGAAUCUUUUAGAGCAAAAAGUUAGUAAGAUUUGUAAAAAAAUUUUUCAAAAUGAGCUUAGAAAUAUUCUUAACAAAUUUAAAACUCUUUUAUCUUCUUAUAAUUUAUCACCAGAAUUAGCAAGUUCUAUAGCUUUAGAUGAACCUAUGGAUAUUAAUUUGGUACAUCGUCCUGCUAAUGAUCUUACAAUUGCUGAAUGUAGAAUUAAUAAUAUUUUAAUUCCCAAAGCAGUAUUGGAUGGAGCAAGGUGUCUUGGAUUAAAAAUUGAUACAACCAAUCCUCCAUCUCUCGAGGGAGUUGCUACUAAUGCCAGCUCAUAUGGAUGGUGUUAUAAU